AAAAAGAACAAAAGUGCUAAAACCCUAAAACCCUCGAGCGCCCGUGCCCAUCUUAGCUUUUCUGGCUUCUAGGUUGUCUCGACUUGAAAGCACCAUAAGACGGUCUGGUCUGAAAGCUCACUCUGAACUCUCUGCCACCGUUAUCUUGCAAGCACUGAGGUAUUUCUUCUAAUGAAGUUGUGGAUUUUCCACUAACAGGCAAGUAAAUUUUUGCAGUCAUUCAAGACGAAGCAUGUCUCUACCGGAUGAAGAGAUUACCAGAUUGUUUAGAGUCCGGAUGACAGUUUUACAAAUGCUGAAGGAUAGAGGCUACGCUGUUGAGGAAUCUGAGCUAGAAAUGACGAGAAAAGAUUUUGUUCAGAAGUUUGGAGAGAACAUGAAGAGGGAGGAUCUUCUCAUCUUAAAAAACAGAGAGGAGGACUCAUCCGAUCAGAUCUACGUCUUUUUUCCUGAGGGAGCAAAGUCUGGCGUGCCUGUGGUAAGGGCUUUUCUCAAUCGCAUGAAAACAGAUAAUGUCCUCUGUGCAAUCUUGGUUGUCCAGAAGGGUCUGACUCCCCCUGCCAAAGCGGCUGUAACCGAAAUUAAUGCAUGCUUCCGGAUGGAGGUUUUUGAGGAAGCAGAGUUGCUGGUCAAUAUCACAGAGCAUGCCUUUGUUCCUCAGCAUAAGGUGCUUAGCAGUGAGGAAAAAAAGGAAAUACUGGCAAAGUAUGGGGUAAAGGAAACACAGCUUCCUCGUAUCUUAGUUACUGACCCAGUUGCUAGAUACUUUGGGCUAAAGCGUGGACAAGUUGUGAAGAUCACAAGGGAAAGCGAAACUGCUAAAACAUACGACACUUAUCGUUAUUGUGUGUGAGCCUUCCUUCUUCAUUGACAUUCUUGAAUUGCUUUGCUUGAUUCAAUCCUCCAGUUGCUGGCUUGGGAGUGAUCAUCAAGGAAAAGCAAUUAGCAACAGUUUGGAACUGACAAAUCGGUGCAUGAACUCUGCCGAGCAAUCUUUUCAACCAACGGAUUCCCCCUCUUUGUUUCCCAGUUUUUUCAUUUAUUGCUUCUAAAAAGAUUUAACACCACAUUUCAGACCCUUUAGGCGUUUCUUCUUCUUUUUCCCGCGUGCUUUUUUUGUGUCGGCCAUUUGUUGCUGUAGAGGGAUGCCGGGGCAAUGUCUCAGCACAAGCUAACACAUGGCUCCUGGAAUGCAACAUUCGGAUAGAGAAGUGAAAGAAUGUCUUUUUGUCAGCCUUUGUUGCUUCAUAACAUGAAGUUGAAUUGUGCUCUUCACAGAUUCAAUUGAUUAAUUCAUCGUCAUGUUGAUUCACCAAA
Molecule: messenger RNA, 1317 nt
Organism: Rhodamnia argentea
Lineage: Eukaryota; Viridiplantae; Streptophyta; Magnoliopsida; Myrtales; Myrtaceae
Product: DNA-directed RNA polymerases II and IV subunit 5A-like
Exons: 5
Coding region: 233-853 (206 amino acids)
Biological process (GO): DNA-templated transcription
Cellular component (GO): RNA polymerase II, core complex; RNA polymerase III complex; RNA polymerase I complex
Molecular function (GO): DNA binding; DNA-directed RNA polymerase activity
Source: RefSeq, a predicted model, not a curated record